Molecule: messenger RNA, 720 nt
Organism: Lycium barbarum (goji berry)
Lineage: Eukaryota; Viridiplantae; Streptophyta; Magnoliopsida; Solanales; Solanaceae
Product: STS14 protein
Exons: 1
Coding region: 120-620 (166 amino acids)
Source: RefSeq, a predicted model, not a curated record
UAGCGCUGACUCACCCCCCUAUAUGAACUUAAGAAUAUAUAUUAGCUCAUUUCACCAUCUCUUUCAAGUUGACCUCUGAAUAUAAAGAAACAAAAACAUAGUUGAAAGUUAGAUACAAAAUGGCCAACUUUUUCUUCCUGGUAUUAUUCACUGCUUUAAUAUCCUUAACUCACAUCUCAGCACAGAGAACUGCACCAUCAGCUCAAGAAUUCUUGGAUGCACAUAACAAGGCAAGAGCUGAAGUGGGGGUUGGUCCUCUCACAUGGAGUCCAACGUUAGCUAAAGAAACUAGCCUUCUUGUUCGUUACCAAAGGGACAAACAAAAUUGCAGUUUUGCAAAUUUAACCAGUGGGAAAUAUGGUGGUAAUCAAUUUUGGGCUAGUGGUAUGAACGUGACACCACGUAUGGCUGUGGAUAAUUGGGUUGCUGAGAAGAAAUUCUACAACUAUGCUAAUAAUUCAUGUGUAGGGAGUGAUAAGUGUGGUGUUUACACGCAGGUUGUUUGGAAGAAAUCGAUGGAAUUGGGUUGUGGUCAAGCUACUUGUUCUAAAGAAGCUGCUACUCUUACUAUAUGCUUCUAUAAUCCUCCUGGAAAUGUAAUAGGAGAGAAACCUUAUUGAUCUGUAAUUAAUUUACAUGAUCUGUAAUGUAAUAACUUCUGUGUAUUCAAGUUUGUAGCUUUCAUUUACAAUAAGAAGUCACUCUGUUCAUUUGCUGGUA